CCAAGCCUACAGAGCAUUGCCUUCAGAGAGAGAAAGUGACACAGCUUGCAGUGUGUGUCUCUCUCUGUGUGUGUAUGCAGAGAAUUUGGGAUACACCGCGUAUUUACCGAGGAUUUAUUUUGCGCGAGAAACUUACUCGUGCCUUCCGUCGCGUUCAAAGUAGCAGAUUCAUUCAGCACGCGGAUUGAAAGACGCGGAUUUGGAUUUUAAACACCGAUGAUACCAACCCUGACAGACAUGGAGUCCCUCCAAAUCUGUGUCCACCAUGUCCCUUUCUGUGCGCCCCACGCGGAGGGUCGUGGGCAGAUCCAUCACUAGAAGCCAGUCGUUCGCCGGAGUCAACUCCUACGACAAGUCCUACAGGAGCCUUUCAGUGUUCAGCACCCCGGGGUGUGUGAGGAAGACUCCCUCCAGAGCAAGCAGGAUGUUCACGCUCUCCACUAAAUCGCCUCCCCCAAAGGUGCCUCAGCCGGAGCGACUGGACGAGGUGUACGAGGCCCUCAAGAGAGGACUGCAAUCAUACCUGCAGGUCCAUCAGAUGGAGCUGGAUGGUCUGAACAGGCAAAUGAAGGAGUCUAAGAGGAACUCUCGCUUGGGUUUUUUGUAUGAACUUGACAAGCAAGUGAAAGUGAUUGAGAGAUUCAUGAGACGACUGGAGUUUCAUCUUAGUAAGAUUGAUGAGCUGUAUGAGGCCUACUGUAUGCAGCGCAGACUGAGAGACGGAGCCGAUAAGAUGGUGAAGGCUUACACUGCAUCUCCAGGCAGCAGAGAGGCUAGAGAGAGUCUGUCAGAAGCUAACAAGAGCUUUAAAGAGUACACAGAGAAUAUGUGCAUGCUAGAGAGUGAGCUGGAGAACCAGCUGGGGGAAUUCCAUAUCAAAAUGAAGGGCUUGGCUGGUUUUGCACGUCUAUGUGCUGGAGAUCAGUAUGAGAUCUUUAUGAAGUAUGGUCGCCAGCGGUGGAAGCUGCGGGGUCGGAUUGAAAUCAAUGGCAAGCAAGUGUGGGACAGUGAGGAGAUGGUCUUCCUCCCGCUCAUCACGGAGUUUCUGUCCAUAAAGGUGACGGAGCUAAAGAGUCUGGCCAAUCAUGUGGUAGUGGGAAGUGUCUCGUGUGAGACGAAGGACUUGUUUGCAGCACUGCCACAAACAGUAGCUGUGGAUAUUAAUGACCUGGGCACCAUCAAACUCAGUCUAGAGGUCUCCUGGAAUCCAUUUGACAAAGAUGAUCAGUCGUCUUCAGCCAGCACCGUGAACAAAGCUCCUACUGUCAACAAACGCUUCUCUACCUACAACCAGAGUCCUCCAGACACUCCUUCUCUACGAGAGCAGGCCUUCUAUAACAUGUUGAGGAGACAAGAAGACAUGGAGAAUGGGACAGCCUGGUCAAACUCCUCUGAAUCCUCAGACGACUCGUCCAGUCCUCAGCUUUCCUUAGCAAUGCGUCACGCUCACAAGAACUUAGUUCAGCCUGAGGUACAAGCUGCUCCUCCUGCCAUCGAAAUCUCAUUUGCACCUCGCGAAUCAGCCACCUCUACUCCCUCCCGGCUGGCCAAUCAGAAAGAAGAGGACGAGGAAGAAGAAGAGGAUCUGAAGAAACCAGCAGCCACCAUAAGAGUCACAACAGAGGCUCCUGCAAAACCGGAAGUGCCCAAUGGCCAUCCUCGCUACUCUCACUCGCUUAGCCAUAUUAGCGAGAUCAGCGCAGAUGGUGUUUUGACAGACAGAUUGACAGGGGAAUCUGACGAAGUGACUUCAACGGUCUCUUCGGUAUUAGAAAGUGACAUUUCCAUGGAUGCUCCUCACAGAGCAGAACUGUGUUUUGUUGUACCAGACACUCAGGAGACCUGCCUCAUUCCUGAUCCCUCAACGAAUGAGCCAUCAUGUCCUGCUGAGCCAAUGAACUGUUCAGAAUGUCACUCUCCUGCUGAAAGCGCAGUUCGUGAGUCGGCUGCUGAGAAAGCUUCAGAGCUCACCUGUGGAGAUAAAGACUCUGCCCACAAUGCUUUGUCCCAGCAGACGGACAAUGGGGAUUGUAGAACUGAUUCCUCUCAUGAGCCACAACACACAAAGACACAAACAGACAAUCUGCUGGCGGAGAAGUCUGGCUCUUUGGUGGACACCAGAUCUGUGGGUGGUUUGGAGGGACAGUCGGUGGACAAUGGUCUGGAGGAGGCCCUUAGUGGCGUUUUAUCCUCUCUUGAUGACUAUAGAGGCCAGUUCCCUGAACUACAGGUUCUCGAGCAGGAGCUGAAGAUGCUGGAGGAGACGCUCACGACGCGGAGUCGCAGUCGCUCCUCCAGUGUCAGUUUGACGGUUGAAACAGCUCUGGGAAGCUUUGACUUCCUCAACACAUCAGACCUGGAGGAAGAAGAGGAGGAUGAGGAGGAAGAUGGAGAGAAACAGAGUGUGUCAGACAGAAGCAGCACAAAGGAGCGUCCCGCAGCUGUGGAGAGUGCAGGAGAGGACGAGGGCUGUGAGGCCAGAUGUUGGGACACUCCUUCAGGUCCUCUCAGUACAAGCUGCCCAGCUCUAGAUCAGACCCUACUGGUUCAUCUCAAGUACUGCAGCUCACAGCUGCUGAGACUAGGCACCUUCGGGCCUCUGCGCUGUGGGGAAAUGUAUGCUCUGGACCGACUUCUCAGAGAAGCAAGAGUCCUGGAGCUCAUACGGUGGGCCGUGAAGGACUCUAGGGGUGCAGACGUCCAACCAGAAGAAGUUGUUCCUCAGUUAGAUCAGUGUCAGGGGGCCGUGUUGCUGUGGCGUCAGUGUACGGAUGGCUGCGGUGUCUACAGCUCCUCCGCUGAGGCCUUCUUACAGGCGCUCAGUGAGGCUUACGCUAGCAGACUCCCUGAGAGAUGUGCUGGAUUCAGUGAUGCAGUGUUUCUGCGUCUGCUGGAGAGGAUCCUGGAGAGGAAGCUGCCCAGGCGUGCAGGAAGCACGUCCAAAGAGACUCUCACCCUCUUCCAGUUUUGGAGCUACCUGGAGGCAGAGGGAGUGAAUGACUUGGACACACACAUUCCUGAGUUGGCUGAAGAAGUGUGGCUGGUUCAGUGUCUGCAGUCUGGCGAUCAGGAUGUUCUGGUCAAGUGUUUGAAGAAGCCCCCGGAGUGCAGUCUGAAGAGAGAGGGUUUGCGGGCGGUCAGUCUGCUGCUCCGGGACCCGAGAGGGAAAGUGUGCAGCGCCGCCAGCUCCCUGCUGAGGAGUCUAGCAGACCAGACCCGGCACAGGGAGAGGGCGCUGGUGAGCUGUCUAGAGUUACUGGAGGAUGAAAGCAUUGAGACACGAGUGUGUGGAUGUAAAGCACUCGCAUGUCUGAAGGCCAAAGAGAGCAUCGAGCAGCUGGUGUAUCUGUGCCGGACAGAUAAGGAGGAUGUGAGAGAUGCUGCCAAACAAGCCCUGCUAGUGCUAGGUGAGGAGGGAAAGAUGGCCCAUCGACACCUUGAGUCCUCACAAGAUGGGAUGUCCCGGCUCUUCUCCCCCGGCAGCAUGGCCAGUACAGCAUUCUAACACAAUCAACUGGGCCAAAAACAACACCUUCCAGUAUCCUCACCAUCAUGAUCAUGCCAGUUACAAACUAUUAAAUACACACUAAACUACAUACAGAUCACACACUCACAGAUAAAGAGUGCCAGCGCUGUCCUCAAAAGAUGUGGACGGAUGCUAUAUACAAUCAUUGGACCAGUGGACUUGUAUAUUAUUAUUAAUAUUCUGGACAUGGCCUAAUAAGAUGAACUACUGUAAAGUAAUGUGGUAAACUAUCAUAGUGGAGAUGGGUUUAUAAACAACAUUUGCUGCCUUAUGAUUGGGCCCAAUGGAGUUGCCUUCACAAUUCAAGGACGUUUUUCAGCAAUGCAUGUGGUGACUGAUAGCGACGGGAGAUAAAGUGUUAUUUUCACUUUAAUAAUGCAAGUAGAUGACGAUUAGCUGUGGAGUACAUGCAGAAACUGGUCGUCUGUAAGGAGUGCUAAUGUGUGCGUGUACAUAUAGAUCGCAGAAUGUAUGUUGGUUAAGUAGGAUGGGGAUCAUGGGAAGCGUUUCCUUAUAAAUCCCAAACUUUCAUAGGGACCUUGUUGCCAUAAAAAGUGUAACAGUGCCAUUCCAUACUGUCAUAUGCUUUAUUGAUACAGAAUAUAUAUCUAUAUCCCAUUGGAAGUGUAAAUGUUUUGUGUUGUAAUUUAGUUUUAAUGUUGAAAUGCUCAAUAGAAAGCGCAGAUUUAAUUUGAUUCACCGUUUACUUCACUUUUAAGCCACUGGCGAUGUGAAAGUGGUGUAUUUUUAAAGAUGUCAUCAUCAUGAGUGAAGGCUAUUGUGAAUAUUGCCCUUUGCGAUGGGUUUGAGCAACCUCUUCAUGCUCAUGAUCUUUGAAUGAUGUUCGACUCGGAGCAUUUCUCCAGUGCUGCUAGAAUGAAAGCUAAAAGAGUUGGAGCCAGAGAAGGUUCAUUUAUUUUAUUUGAUUUUUUUUUAUCCGAGUUCAAUCUGUUCCAGACUUAAAUAUGACAAAGAAAACGCCUCUUCAGUGUAUAAGUGCCUCGAAUUAGCAUGGGGAGCGAGAGAAUGAGAUAGAUCGACUUUAUUUAAAACUCAAGGACUGUGGUUUAGGAUUGCAAACCGCAGAACAGAUUUAAAUAAAUAUAUUUUUCAUUAUUAUCUACAGAUUGUGCAGCAUUAAAGAAGUGAUUUACUUUUGAUUUGUUUUUUAUUUACUCUAAAUAUGUAUAUUGUCUGACAAGGAUAUUGCUGACAUGAACUGUAAAGGAAACUAUUAAAAUUAUGAACACUUAAAACUUGGCUGAUUUAUUUAAAAGAU
Molecule: messenger RNA, 4805 nt
Organism: Danio aesculapii
Lineage: Eukaryota; Metazoa; Chordata; Actinopteri; Cypriniformes; Danionidae
Gene: ripor1
Product: RHO family interacting cell polarization regulator 1
Exons: 22
Coding region: 266-3505 (1079 amino acids)
Source: RefSeq, a predicted model, not a curated record